AUGAUGAAGCCACGUCAAACUCAAAAAAAGAACAAAAAACUGACUCCAGAGGCACCAGUUACGACCCCACCCAGUGGUCCCAAAUCUCUCGAUCUUCUGUUUAUUCAUGACUGCACGGCAAGUCAAACUCCUUACAUCUCAGGGACCGUCAGUCGUUGUUUGGAGAUUGUUAGUGUCAUCCAAGGACUCGGGAACCUCGAUACGCGUAAAGAGGGGAUGCGCGUUGGCCUGAUUGCGUUUUGUGAUCAUGGUGAAGAUGAAGACUUCGUUACCAAGGACUUUGGUGGAUUUACAUUCGACGUCGAACAAUUCUACCAUAAUCUUAGGUCCCUGGAGGCUAAUGGAGGCUCGGAUUAUCCUGAAGCCGUUACUGCUGCAUUGGAGCAUAGUCUUAGGCUUGAAUGGAGGACUGAUGCCGCAAAGCUGGUAAUCUUAAUUACGGACGCCGCCCCACAUGGGAUUGGCGAAGAAGAUGAUGAAUUCCCGCAGGGAGAUCCAAACGGUCAUGAUCCUCUGAAGAUCGCAAAGAAGAUGGCAGAAAAGGGGAUAACGAUGCUGAUUGUAGCUUGCGAGCCUGUGCUGAGUAACGAGAACGAUUACGCCCAUGAUUUUUACUUAGCCCUGGCAAAAAUCACCAGGGGAAAACUUGUUCCCCUGCUUGACGUUCGCGUUCUUUCCGCUUUCAUCAUUGGGUACGCUCUUGAGCAAAUGGGGCUUGAGGAGCUUUCUCGACAAUAUUCAGAACCUAUUAAAGGUUUACACAAAAGUGGGUUUACCUUGAAAGAAAUGGUUAACGCUGUCUGGGAGUGGUUAUCGGGAAAAGAAAAAAAGGUUUACACACUCAAGUAUAACCAGGUGUAUGAGGAGCCACCAGAGUUUGAUGAGGUCGUGAACACGUGGGCUGAUGGAAAGGAUAUUUUGUCUGUGCGAGAACAGUCUACACCACGCGCGAGUAAGCAACGGGUUCCUGCUCGUUGUAUUGCGCCGCCAGGUGGUUGGCCAAAAACCACAGUCGAUGUUACGCUCAAGAACCUGAAUGAAAGAGAUAGAAUCGAUUUCGUGUAUCUCGAUCCUGAUCCCGACCUGGAUUCUAUCAGGACUCAGGGCCCCGCUCCUGCCCAAACAGGGUCUCUGGGACCAGCUCAAAUCUCGCGACCUAGAAAGCUUCUUGCCCAUACCGACUACUACUUCAGUCUGAAGUGCGGUUCGCAGGCAAGAUAUCACAUCAAGCAAAAUUUCUCAAGCAACCAAGAUAUGGAUGUAUCGAUUCACUUCAAAUAA
Psilocybe cubensis is the source of this 1281-nucleotide messenger RNA. RefSeq lists its product as uncharacterized. Gene Ontology annotation, molecular function: protein serine/threonine kinase activity. The transcript is spliced from 8 exons. The record is from RefSeq and is a predicted model, not a curated record. Gene Ontology annotation, cellular component: cytoplasm. Bases 1 to 1281 code for a protein of 426 amino acids. Gene Ontology annotation, biological process: peptidyl-threonine phosphorylation. NCBI's taxonomy places the organism in Eukaryota, Fungi, Basidiomycota, Agaricomycetes, Agaricales, Agrocybaceae.